Molecule: messenger RNA, 892 nt
Organism: Cucurbitaria berberidis CBS 394.84
Lineage: Eukaryota; Fungi; Ascomycota; Dothideomycetes; Pleosporales; Cucurbitariaceae
Exons: 2
Coding region: 217-651 (144 amino acids)
Source: RefSeq, a predicted model, not a curated record
CAUUCUUGAUCCCUUUGUCCUGAACAUACUGCCGCAGUCGUUGGGCCCGUUCGCCUUGUACGUCAGUGCAGUAGCUGUGGGAGCUUGGUUUCUCUCGGGGUACAUUUAUCGCUGGCUGCUCUCCAUUUCAGCUGAGCUGCCUAGCAAACCGCAUACCGAUUGAGCAGACCUCUUCGCAUAUCGACCUGAUCUUCAGGAUAUACCAUCUGCGCGAACAUGUCCACGGCAGCUGGAGCGCCUCCACCUCCGCCUCCACCGCCACCCCCCAGAGCCCCAAACUUUGAUGACCUCCCAGCGGAGCUCCUCCUCAUGAUUUACGAAUACAUAGGUCUCUCAAACUACAUGAACCUUGCCCUAGCAAUCUAUCCAAGCCUGCAGCGCCACGGAUUAGUCCCGGUUCUUACAGUCGAGACGCUCAUUCGCAUAAUAAACGAGUGGCAAUACGCUGGCCUCAUACCAAGCGACGCCCAAAACGCUGCGUCGAGGAUGCCAACCGAGCUGUGGCUGCAGAUCGCGGGCUACCUAGAACCGGCCGACACGUUUACCUUGGUCUUCGGAAUUGGGAACCAUUUCUACCGCUUCUGGCAACGACCCACUAAGGAAACUAUCUCAAGGUUGCGUAUCUGGAGUCGCCGAUCUAGGAAAAAGUGAUCAGAGAGAUGCGCAAAGACGUUUCUUAGGACCGGGGCUGAAAUAGGUAAUGCAAGUCAUGGAGAAUGCGGUAGUCUCGGGACAACGUUUCUUGGGAAUAGCUUGUGUCAAAGGGCUUGAGCAAGCUAGCUUUCGUCGUAUGAUGAACGCAUUAGAAUGGCAAUAAGUUGUUCAGACGUGACCCACUAUGAAUACCAAAGAAUUACACUAUUCCAUACAAACGCCACGCUAUGCAUUGGAA